UUAUAUCCAGGGGUAAACGUUGACUAGUUCAGUUGGUGGAAACUCCUUUAUGUCUUGGUCUACAUUUAGGGGGCAGAACCGGUGCUUCUUCAUUGAUGGCUGAACUGGGGCCAUUUCUGAGCGUGAAUGAGGGCUGAGAAGGACUGGGAGAUCAGCCUAGAUGAUCACAGUAGUCCCUUCUGGCCUUGGAACCUAUGACUCAAUGGACUCAAGGCUUGCUGGGAUGGGGAAUGAAGAAUUCAACUUCGUCUCCUAAAUGGGCUGUCCCAUAUGAUGAUGUCCUCAGCAGCAGAAGCCACCACAGCAUUCCGCCAGGGCUUAGCACACAGAACUGGGGCAGUGAGCAACUAUGGGCUGACUUCAAACCAUUCCAGCAUCAUCACUCACUUUAACCUGCAGGUGCAUCUCCAUAAAUAGCCUAAUCCAGUCAGAUGCUGGCUGAAAAUUGUGGAUCUUCCUGGAGCAGAGAAUCUCACUGAGAACCUGUGGGGUGGGAGUUUGAGAGAAGCCUCUGUUGAAGAAGUCCUUAUUGGCUUUCUACUGGGUUGUCAAUCAGCUGGCAUGUUACCCAUCUCCAAAUUGAAUGAUCAACUACAGGCUGAAACUAGGGGUGUUGUGAAGAUAACGCUUAAGAGAGGGCGUAGGUGAGAUGGGCAACCUCACUCAGGCCAGCUCAAAUGUAUGCUGCUGGAGCGUAGCCAGGAAGACUUCAGACAACGCAUGCAGGAAGCAUCUGAUUGAAAUGGGUGAUUCCAAAUUGACGCAGUUGCUGGAAGAAGCCCUGGCAAGACCAGGGUUAUUUUCUGCCUAUCUCCAACCUCGGAUUCUCGGCAUCUGGCGGCUGUGCUGAAGACCUGUAUAGCUCUCUCGCAAGUUAAGAACUUCCCUGUUUUAAAUGACUACUUUGUAGAGUCAUUGGGCAAGGAUCCUGGCCCUUCAGCACCGACCGUAUGAACACAUGGAUCUUAGGAGUGCCAUGGAGAGUGAGAGCAUAAGCACCCUCCGAGAACAGGUCCAGUGCCUCACCAAUGAAAAUGUGCAGCUGCAGGAUAGGAAUGAAAGACUGUACACAAAGCUUGGAGAACUGCAGGAGAAGAUGGGGAAGCUGGCUGGUUCCAAAACGGACUUGUCAUCCAGAUUGGUUUUCAGUGAGGAGGAGAAACUUAAGAUUUCUAAGGACCUCAUUGAUCUCCAGAUAGAGACAAACAAAAUGAGAGAGCAGUAUGAAGCAGAGAACUUUGAACUGAAAAAUAUGAUCCUGACCCUGGAGAACCGUAUUAUGGAGUUGGAGCUCCAUGAUGAGAAGGUCACUGGGGAGCAUGAUGCCCUACAGGAACGCCUGUACACUGUGGAGACCAAUCGCAAGGAGCUGGCUGAUGAGUACAUCAUUCUGAAAAGCAAUUAUAUGGCCCUGGUCAAAGAACAUGAACAGGAGGUUGCUAAGAAUGAAGAGCUGAGCAUAGAGCUGCUAAACCUGGUCAACACCAGGAGCUCCCUUCCUCAGUCAUGGAGUAACUACUCCCCGUCCCAAGCACUGGCCAAUGAAACCUCGGCUGAGCUGGAAAGGGUGCAGGCUGUGGUCCAGCGCCUCUCUGCCCGGAAAGUGAAGCCGGAAGAUAUAGUUGCCUCAGAACACGAACGUCGAAAACUGGAGAGAUAUUUGCUUGGAAACCAGGAUCACAUAAAAACUGAGAUUGAAAAGAUGAAGCAAACAUACAACUCUCAGCAACAGAAGCUGGAACAGAGAGUGGUGGCAAUGGGGAAGGAACUGCAGCAGUCCAAGAGAGUGAUUCGCAAUACUCAGCACAAACUGGUGGAGCAGUCAGUGGUGCUGCUCACCUCUCAGAGCCAGCUCAAAGAGGUGGAGGUUGAGAAUUCCCAACUGCAACUUCAGCUGAAGGAACUGAAUGAGGAAUAUCGCUGUCAUCUUACUCAGUACAUCAAAGACCUGGCGGAAUAUAUGGACAGCAAAUCAAAUGCUUCUAAGGGGCCUAACAAAGUACCAGCUGACCAUGCUUACAUGAAGCUCUUUGUGGAUGGCAUGCUGAAGGACAUCCGGGCUGCCCAUAAAUCUCGGGAGGAGCAGCUGGCUGGAGCUGUGCGUGGUUACAAGAAGCGCAUGCAGAACCUUGUCAAGAGGCAUGAAAGCCUGCUGAUUGCUUAUAGGAUACAGCGUGAGCAGAUCCAGUCUCAGGGCAGCAGCGAGAUGGACCCAGGCCCUCCUGAGUUCCAUUUCACCAUCACAGAUUCUGAGCUACUGACAAGCACAACCCAGGAGCUAAACCAGCUGCGAGAGGACAAAGCAAAACUAGAGAGACAGCUGCAUGAACUGCAGGAGAAGAAAAGACUGAGUGAAAGCUCUGCGCCAGGACCAUCUCUUCACCACAAGCUGGAUGAGGAGGGCUGGGCAGAGAUCAGGAAGCAGCUCCAGGAGUUCACAUAUAACACGCAGGAGGAUCUGGAGAAGGAGAGAAGCCAGCUGAUGACUCAGGCAAUUGUGGCAGAAGAGCAGGUGCUGGAGCUGCAGGAAUAUGUAGAUAAGCAUCUUGCAAGGUACAAGCAGGAGAUCCUGAGGUUAAGGAAACUUGUAGGGAGCGAGGCACCCAGAGCAUUCAGUGCUGGGGCUUCUGAUCCUCACUUAAUGCAGAGAUCCAAAAGGACCACCAGUCAUGAACUGUAGCUUUUGCCAUGGCCCUGACAAGCAGCAGUCAUUAGUUCAUCAUAGGAAAGACAAGGAUGUAAAACUGAGUGGCUGCCUGGCUGUAAUAUUCAGUGCUCUGUCACACCAAGAGAUAAUCACUCCAGCAAGUGCUCUUCAUACUGGGGCCCUCUUACUAGAGGACUAGGACUUGCUGAGAAGGAAAUCAGCAGUAUACAUUUGACCCUACAGAGGUAAAUAAAUUUACUAAAAUCAGAUCAAAAUUCAGUGCUUUGUUCCCCCUUUAUCUUGUUUUGUGAGGCUUCCCUCCCUCCAGCAGGCCAUAAAGAUUUCCCUUUCAUUGCAGAAAUGCUCAGUAGCUGCAGAGCACCAUUGCUGGUACCUCAGGGUGGUGCAGCACCACAGUGAGUCAAACCAUCACCAAAACUUUAGUCUACUGCGGAGCUGGUGGACUCAGCUUACUAUGCACCUGAAUUAACAGGUUCCCUUCACCUUCUGCUAGACAGUUGCCUUUAGCAUUGUAACAGCUGCAAAGUGCUGUGCUUCACCGGUGCUAACUCCCACCACCUUGCCCCUGUCUGAGCUGGAGAGGAGUAGAGGUAGGGUUCAGGUUAGGAUUUGAGCUCAGCUGCUCUUAUGCACAGGGCACUGAGGAGACUUUUCAGCUCUGCACUCAUGGUGAAUUGUUCCAUGGAGAAGGACCUGCUGGGUGGUGAUUGUGAGGAAGACCUACAGGGAAUUGAUUUCA
This is a messenger RNA of Mauremys mutica (yellowpond turtle), 3407 nucleotides long. It is a transcript of the gene CCDC78, whose product is annotated as coiled-coil domain containing 78. The coding region runs from base 959 to 2680 and encodes 573 amino acids. The transcript is spliced from 21 exons. The record is from RefSeq and is a predicted model, not a curated record. Gene Ontology annotation, cellular component: cytoplasm. Lineage: Eukaryota; Metazoa; Chordata; Testudines; Geoemydidae.